Plodia interpunctella (Indianmeal moth) is the source of this 2901-nucleotide messenger RNA. It is a transcript of the gene Wnt2, whose product is annotated as Wnt oncogene analog 2. The record is from RefSeq and is a predicted model, not a curated record. Gene Ontology annotation, molecular function: cytokine activity; frizzled binding. Gene Ontology annotation, cellular component: extracellular region. Bases 237 to 1361 code for a protein of 374 amino acids. Gene Ontology annotation, biological process: positive regulation of JNK cascade; cell fate commitment; canonical Wnt signaling pathway. NCBI's taxonomy places the organism in Eukaryota, Metazoa, Arthropoda, Insecta, Lepidoptera, Pyralidae. The transcript is spliced from 9 exons.
CUCAACUCAGUUCUGAUUCAGUCAGUGGAUACUGUGCGAAGUGAGCGGACGCGCGGGCCACUCGCGAGCGAGACCGAAGUGAUCGUGUUUGUUUGUGUUCAGUGGUUUUUAGUUAUUGUGAUUGCAGACCCCACAAACUCCUAAGCAAUCCAUCACAAGCACAACCCAUGAAACUAAAUCAGAAUACAGUGCCAAGUGAGAGUGGACAUGUGACAACAAGCGAUAGGAUGUGAAACAUGUCGGUAUGUGUGUGUCGCGUGCGAUCAGUGCCCGCGACAACUGUUGUGCUGCUGCUGCUCUGUCUCAGAAGUGUGUCCGGGAGCGGGCGCGUGGUGUCCGCGGGCGGGUUCGGCGCGCGGCUGGUGUGCGCGCGCGGGCUCACGGCGCGCCAGGCCGCGCUCUGCCGCAGCGCGCCCGCGCACGUCGCGCAGCUCGGCAUCGGCCUCAGUAUGGCGUACGCAGAGUGCCGGUCGCAGCUGAGCGGCCGCCGCUGGAACUGCUCCGGCGUCGGCGACUCCACCUACGGUCACGUCAUGCCCAGAGGCACGCGCGAGGCAGCGUUCACAUACGCGAUCACGGCGGCGGGCGCGACGCACGCGCUGAGCGCGGCGUGCGCGCGCGGCGACCUGCCCGCAUGUGGCUGCAACAACAAUAGGCUAUCCCCGAGCCGUCGUCGCGGCGCGGCGUCGCUGACGUCAGCUCUAUCGCGUGCGGGCGCCGGCGCAGGCUCGCAGUUCCAGUGGGGCGGCUGCGGCGAGGCGGCGGCCGGCGCACGCUUCGCCCGCAAGUUCCUGGACGCGCGCGAGCUGGAGGCCGACGCGCGCAGCCUCAUGAACCUGCACAACAACCGCGUCGGACGGAAGGUGAGCGAGAUGGUCAAAGACCUAAUCCGGCAGGAGUGCAAGUGCCACGGCGUGUCGGGGUCGUGCACGGUGCAGACGUGUUGGCAGGCGCUGCCGCCGUUCCGCGCGGUGGCGGCCGCGCUGCGCGACAAGUACCGCCGCGCCAAGCUGGUGGCGCCGCGCCGCGACCUGCUCGCGAUACGCACCACGCAAUUCUUUGUCAAGAGACGUCACCCGGACAAAGCCGAGCGCCAGCCGCGGCGCUCGGAGCUGGUCUACCUGGAGUCGUCCCCGAGCUACUGCGAGCCCGACCCGGCCAGCGGCCACCCGGGGACCCACGGCAGACAUUGCAAUAACACUUCCAAAGGAGAGGACGGCUGCUCGUCGCUGUGCUGCGGGCGCGGGCACAGCACGGUGCGCGCGCUGUCGCAGACACAGUGCCGCUGUCGCUUCCACUGGUGCUGCCGCGUGCGCUGCGACACGUGCACCGUGCGCACCGACACGCACGUCUGCAACUGACAUCACUCAAUCUAUAAUAUAUGGACAAAUCACACAUAUCGAGUUGGACCCUAAGUAAAUGCGACAUUUGGGCUUGUGGUAUUUCUUCGUUAGGGUUGGGUAAUACCAGAUGGGUGACCAGUUCUCCCGUUCUUUUCAACUCAACAAUAAUAUUACAUACACAUAAUUAGAUAAGAAUAUUGUGAUGAAUAGGGACUGGCGCGCAUAUCGCAAUCUGAAAGUGACUCUAUUACAUCUUAUACAGCACCUACUGUUCAAGUGAUCUAGCAACAAAUCAGUCGAUAGUGCAAGGGGGCGCGGUUGCUUCCCCUAUCCUGAAAGGCACACAUAGAAAAAAUGCACAUAUUUUUUAACCGACUGAGCAGAUUUUAUUAGGUAUUUAAUUCAAUUCAUCAAAACAUUGAGCAUAUAUGAGAUACUCGGCCGUUAUUGUUCGACAUUGCACGCUGUGCCGCCUCGUAGGUAUGUUGAGGUCCUCAGACAUUCUCAUCUCUACCUUUAUGUACUUAAUUUAUUAUUUAUAUUGUACCUUGUAUAGUAUGUAAGGACACGGAUUAGCAUUGUGAUACCAUGAACAAAUAAAUAUGUUACACGAGUAGGUAUCCGUGUACGCGUUGUAGUAGCGCUACCGUGCCAACAUUAUAUAUUGCCAUAUUUCAUUAUUUUUAUCCUAACAUUUUUUCUAAUAAUAUUUAUCCCGAUCCUACUGAACUGUUUCACUCAUUGUAUGACUUCUUGUCCAUCAGAGGUGUAGGCGUGUAGGUGUAAAACCGUCAAAAUUAUAUUUUCUAGAUACUCGUAAUGAAAUAACAACUAAAAAAUAAAGACCCCACUCUGGUGGAAAAGCAGCUUAAAGCCGUGCUGUAAAUAAUGCUUCCAAAUAAAUUUACACAUAAAUAACGACGCAUUUUGUGUGUCAUCAAUACUCAAGUACCUCGGACAAAAUACUUCACAAGUACGUUUAGAAUAACAUUAGCUUUAAUAACACUUUAUAAGUUCUAGGGAUUACCUCGAGGCAGGGCGGAAGCACAGCGCUUUCAAUUGUUUUUUUUUUUUAGAAACCUCUCGAGUGAAUUUUCAUUGGUAGGUUAUAGGUGUAGGUUCGCAGUUUAUUUAUUUAGACAUGAACGCCAAAACCUCUGUAAAAAGUACUUAAUUUCGUGAAUAGUGGGAAUGCACACCAAGUGCUAGAAAUAUUUUAUUUUAGUACACAAUGUAUUGACUUGUGUUGAGGUAAUCGCAUUUUAUUUCACUUACCUACUGCUAAUACAAUUUAUGAUUCAGACAUCAUUUUAGCCGAGAUUCUUAUUCUAUUAAUAUUCAUUAAUAAGGUAGUCUCGUGGCAUCAUAACAAUGAAUGAAUAGAAUACUUCUUUAGAUAAUUGUACAAAAUAUCAACUUGAGUAAAAUGCAUUGACGGUGUGAUUGCAAGCGCUGAGGACUGUACAGAGUUUGUGACUAGCUUGUAUUAACAACAUUCCGUAAGAUAAACUUAACUUAUUGUAACUUGCGAAUAAAAUGAACUUUGUUUUUACAAAAA